AUGAGUACCGGUUUAGCCCACUGGGGAAACGAUAAAGGAGGUAUGUGAUAUGCAGCCUGUCAAGAAGCAUAUGUCAUGUGGAACUCCUCCAUGUUCUACUGCAGAAAAGGAUGUGAUUUCGCUAUGGGAAGAAUGCAAGAUCCCGAUGAUAGACUCGAAGCAGAAAAUAUGUGUAAGAUGCUUUCUAGUAAGCUCUAUGUGACUAACAAGGAAUACGCUUUGGAGGAUAUUGAGGAUUUGAGAAUCCAUGGAUACCAAUACGCUAUGAACGCUGAUAAUGUCUACAAAGCAUGCCUAGCAGGGAUUAGAAGGCAGAAAUAUUAA
Messenger RNA from Moneuplotes crassus, 324 nucleotides. The record is from the annotation of a GenBank genome assembly. NCBI's taxonomy places the organism in Eukaryota, Ciliophora, Spirotrichea, Euplotida, Euplotidae.